This is a messenger RNA of Ascochyta rabiei, 828 nucleotides long. RefSeq names its product casein kinase 2 regulatory subunit, variant 2. Gene Ontology annotation, cellular component: protein kinase CK2 complex; cytoplasm. The record is from RefSeq and is a predicted model, not a curated record. The transcript is spliced from 2 exons. Gene Ontology annotation, molecular function: protein kinase regulator activity. Lineage: Eukaryota; Fungi; Ascomycota; Dothideomycetes; Pleosporales; Didymellaceae. Bases 1 to 345 code for a protein of 114 amino acids.
AUGGAUGACUUCAACAGCGACACAGACAGCGACUAUACAAGUUACUGGCGCGACUGGUUCAUAUCUUCACGAGGAAACGAGUACUUUUGCGAGAUCGACGAAGAAUACCUCACCGACCGCUUCAACCUCACGGGACUGAACACUGAAGUUCAGUACUACCAAUACGCCCUCGACCUGGUAACAGAUGUUUUCGACUUUGACUGCGAAGAUGAGAUGCGGGAACAGAUUGAGAAGUCGGCGCGACACCUGUACGGCUUGGUCCACGCCAGAUAUAUUGUCACAACAAGGGGGCUAGCAAAGAUGGUAUGCUCAAACCUGGACGGCGUCGUGUUUGCGCCCGGCUGACAGGAGACCCAGCUCGAGAAGUUCAAAAAGUCAGACUUUGGCAAAUGCCCGCGCGUCAUGUGCGAGUCGCAACCGCUCCUGCCCAUGGGCCAAUCCGACGUAGCCAACACCUCGCCCGUCAAGCUAUACUGCUCGCGUUGCGAAGACCUUUACAACCCAAAGUCCUCACGGCACGCUGUUAUCGACGGCGCCUACUUUGGCACGUCCUUCCACAACAUUCUCUUCCAGGUAUACCCUGCGAUGCUCCCCCCGAAAUCCCAACGACGAUACGAGCCCCGCGUAUUCGGCUUCAAAGUACACGCUGCGGCAGCGCUGUCGAGAUGGCAAGGCGAUCAGCGCGACUCGAUGAAAGAUCGGUUGAAGGAGCUGAAGAUCGAGACAGGCUUCGAGGAAGAGGACGAGGAGCUGGACGACGACGACGAGGAAGACGAGGAGAUGGAGGGCGGAGAGGGGUUUCAGGGUGCAGCCGUGCCGCAGCAGUAG